Molecule: messenger RNA, 2372 nt
Organism: Lactuca virosa
Lineage: Eukaryota; Viridiplantae; Streptophyta; Magnoliopsida; Asterales; Asteraceae
Source: the annotation of a GenBank genome assembly
AAAAUGCCGGUGACACACUUUUCAACUGUCUUCAUCUGAUCUCUCUUCAACGCUUUCACCAUAAACAAUGGUCGGCGGUGGAGGCGAUGCUCCGCCACCACCUCCAAUAAACGGCGGCGAGUUCCUUCUCCACUUGCUAAAAAAUCCACCUCAGCAUCCCCGUUCGCACUCCCAACCACCACCACCACCACAACCUUCACAAGUACUCCCUCACGAUCCGGCCGUCGCCGCGGUUGGUCCGUCGAUACCUUUCCCGCCACAAUCAUUCCCACCUCAUGGUACCGAUUACCUCUCCCCCUCCCGUUCUCCGCUUUUCCCGCCUCAUAAUUACUUCAAUCAAGGGUUAGGAUUCCCCCAAAACCCUAACCCUAAUCCCAAUCUGAAUCCAAAUCUUAUCAAUCCAAACCCCAAUUGGCACUUGAAUUUCAUGCAAAAUCACCACCAAGUAAACAACCAGGGCGUGUUUGAUGAUCUGUCAAAACUUGGACUUAUUUACGGCAACAACCAGCAGCAGCAGCAAGAUCGACAGAACAAGUUCAUUUUUGGUACUUUGCAAUCUGAUAUUCAAAGCUCUAAAGUGUCGAGAAAUGGUAAUUUGGAUUACGAUCUUGCUAAUAUUGAGAAACAUUUAAUGAAGGAGAGAGAACUGAGUAUGGGGAAUAGCAGACUGAACGGUUCAGAGGUUGAUCUCCAUCGCAAUGCUGAGUUAAUGCAAAAUCUCCAAAUCAGUUCAUUGGAGUUCGGUAAUUAUGGAUCAAAGGGAGCUUCUUCUCAACAGCAAGUGAGGCGUAUACCACCACCAGGGUUUUCGAGCAACCCAAGGAGUGUAGGCAAGAGGAAUAUGGAACAGAGUAUGGAUAGGGGAAAGGGUAAUCACAGAGAUGUUAUAAGUUCAGGAGAAAGAUUGCACACUGGGGAAAGAAGAGGGCUUAUUCAACAGUUUGAUGACCCAGGUCCUUCAAGAGGAAGUCAUCUUCAUUCAGUUCCUGCUACUGAUGUUGAAGAGUCCUUGAUGGCAUUACAUGCUAUGGAUGAAAAAAAAUCCAGAAACAAUGACAUUGACUCGAGGGAAUUGGAUGAGUGUGAUGAACAUCUCGAUAAUUUACUACUUGAAGAUGGAACAGAUGAGAAAAGUGAUGCAACAAAGGGUCCUAAACCUCGAGAUAAGGAUUACAGAUCAGAUAAAAGGGGACAAUGGAUACUGAACCAAAGAAUGAGGAACUAUAGAAGUCGAACAGAAUGUAGGGGAGAUAUACAAAGGCUAAAUGCGUCUUUUCUUGCAAUUUAUGAGUCACUGAUUCCACCAGAAGAAGAGAAGGAAAAGCAGAAGCAACUGAUGGCAUUAUUGGAUAAACAUGUUACAAAAGAAUGGCCUGAAGCUCGGUUGUUUCUUUAUGGAUCAUGUGCCAACUCAUUUGGGUUUCGUAAAAGUGACAUUGAUGUUUGUCUUGCAAUGGGGGAUGCUGAUAUUGACAAAGCAGAGAUUUUGUUGAAGCUUGCUGAUAUUUUGAAAUCAGAUAAUCUUGAGAAUGUUCAGGCAUUGACUCGAGCCAGGGUUCCCAUAGUGAAGCUUAUGGAUCCUACUACUGGAAUCUCUUGUGAUAUUUGUGUAAACAACUUGCUUGCUGUUAUAAAUACAAAGCUUCUACGUGAUUACUCAAAGAUAGAUGUAAGAUUGAGACAAUUGGCCUUCAUUAUCAAACAUUGGGCAAAGUCUAGGGGUGUUAAUCAAACUUAUCAAGGAACCCUAUCUAGCUAUGCGUAUGUUUUGAUGUGCAUUCAUUUCUUACAGAUGCGUACGCCUUCCAUCCUUCCAUGUCUACAGGAAAUGGAGACGACUUAUAAAAUAAAUGUGGACAAUGUGGAAUGUUGUUAUUUUGAUAAAGUGGAGAAACUUGAAGGUUUUGGGUCCCGCAAUGGUGAAAGUAUUGCUCAAUUGGUUUGGGCUUUUUUCAAUUACUGGGCUCAUUCUCAUGAUUAUGCAAAUGAUGUUAUAUCUAUUCGGACCGGAAGCCUAGUAAGCAAAAGAGCAAAAGACUGGACAAGGAGGAUUGGGAAUGACAGGCAUUUGAUAUGCAUAGAAGAUCCAUUUGAGGUAACACAUGAUUUGGGUCGGGUCGUGGACAAACGAAGCAUCCGUGUUUUGAGAGAGGAAUUUGAACGUGCUGCUGAAAUCAUGCAAUAUGAUCCAAAUCCUUGUGUGAAGCUAUUCGAGCCUUAUAUUCCCACUUGAUUCCUUCUCCCCUUUUUUGUGAAACUUAGUUGCUAGUAACAUGUAAAUUCCUUGCCCUAGAUGGUGAUUUUAUGGACUUGUUAGGGUUUGUGUAGCUAUGGAUUUCAUCUUUCGUAAAAAAGUGUUUUUUUUUCUUGUC